This is a messenger RNA of Arctia plantaginis, 1902 nucleotides long. The record is from the annotation of a GenBank genome assembly. NCBI's taxonomy places the organism in Eukaryota, Metazoa, Arthropoda, Insecta, Lepidoptera, Erebidae.
AUGUAUCAAUUAAUAUUAAUGGUGUUAGUAUUAUGUGCUAGAUCGCAAGCUGUCAUAUAUAAACUCAACGAGAGUGAAUACAACAAAAUGCCACCUCUGUACGCAAUGGAUAACUACGAAACCUGCAUGAUAUACCCUGGGGCCACAUACUGUGUGAUCAAUGUAGACUUACAGGCCGGCAGUAAUAAAGAUCUCAUGAGGAUGAAACAGGAAUAUUCAGAUCACACAAUGAAACAUUUUAAUCACACGCAAAUACACCGAGGUGUAUGUGUUACAAGUACAUGCAAGGAUUUCUUGGAAAAUAACACAAAAAAUGAAAUGGACCUAGAUAAGGUCCUUGAGGCAUGCCUUAAUAACUCUGUACAUACAGGAUAUGGACUUGAAGGAAAACUAUCUGAUAUUCAAUAUUGUUACAAGAAAGAUGAGACAUUAGAAAUAGAUACUAGUGAUUUAAUUAUGGCUGUGGUUUAUUUAGUUUUAAUUUUACUCAACGCUGUCGGAAGCCUGUACGAUGUCAUAUGUUGUAACCAGAAAGAGAAAUCGGGUAAUCCAUACUUAUUAGCGUUCUCUUUGCGCAAAAAUUGGACGCGUUUAACAGCAUCCAGUUCAAACUCGAAGGAACCCAGACUUGAAAGACUGAAAUUAUUUAAUGGCUUGAGGACAAUGACGAUGUUUUGCGUGUUAUUUUCUCAUACAACUUUAAUGAUGUCAAUGAGUUAUGUAGAUAACCCUUUGUAUAUCGAGACAGCUUACGACGACCCACUAAAACAAUUACUCUUCAACGGUAGUCUUGUCACGCAUACCUUCUUCAUAAUGUCAAGUUUUCUCCUCGCGUACAACUUCAUGCUACAUACAGAGAAGCAUCCCAUCAGGUGGAUGCACUUGCCUAAAGGAAUUAUACUUAGAUGGUUAAGACUAACACCACCGUACGCUUUAGUGCUAGGUACUAUAGUGACAUGGAUGCGUCACAUGCACCAGGGUCCAAUGUGGGGUUUGGUAGUGGUGUCAGAAGCAGACGCUUGCAGGCAGUACUGGUGGGCUCAGUUCCUUUACAUCAAUAAUUACGUAUAUGAUGAUGCUUUAUGCAUGCCGCAGACUUGGUACUUGGCAGCAGACACACAGCUGUUCUGCCUCGGUCUCCUCGUCUGUGUUCUUGCUCGAACUUGCAAGGCUAGAGUGGUGACACUAACUGGCCUGAUGGUGGUUGCUCUAGCCAUUGUGGCUGGUCAGACGUACUUCCAAGAUUUAGAAGCUGUAGUUAUACAAUCGCCUGAGAGUUACCGCAAUUUAUAUGCCACAAACGAUACGUUCCGCCUGCUGUAUGCACGAGGACAUACUAAUAUUUCUACCUACGUACUGGGGUUGGCUGCUGGCUUCCUCACGUACCGUUGGCAGAAUGGAAAGGGUCUAGAUAAGUAUAAGAAAUACCGAUGGGUAUCGUGGGUGUGUUUCCCGCUGGGCGUGGCGGUGAUCCUGUCGGGGGGGCUGAUGUACCGCGACGAGGGCCGCCCCCCCACCUCCCUGCGCGUGCUGUACGCGACCCUCUACAAGCCGAUCUUCCAAAUGAUCGUCAUCGGCAUCAUCGUGCCCUCUGUCUUCAAACUUGAAAAUGUGUACCGCGGUAUUAUAGAAUGGCGAGGCUUCACCUGGACGGGCAGGGUCUCAUACAGCGCGUUCCUCCUCCACACGCUGUUCCAGCGAGGGCUGACUGGAGCACAGACCAGUCCUACACACAUGUCGGAUUACUAUGUGAUAACCGUACUAGCAGCGUCAAUAUUCCUGUCGUAUUUGUGCGCGGCCAUCUUGUGGUUGGUUCUGGAGGCGCCCGCAGCUAGCCUCAUACGAGCAGCACUCGCACCCAACAACAACAAACGAGAUGAUCAACCACAAUCCAAAGUGUGA